UCUUUCUGCCCUUGAGCAUCCCGGGUAAACCCGAGCUUGUAAAGUGGGAAGAGGAGGAGGAGAGGGGGGAAGAAGGGCGGGCACAAGCCUUUUCCUCAAAGUCAAUAUUUUAUACUUUUGAUACUCCUUGACGCUGGAUUUCAGUCCUCUUUUCCCAACCGUUUCCAGAUCUAGGACACCGAUCUACCGGGCGCAGCCAUCCACGGUGCGAUAAAAAAGUAUCCGGCAGAAGGCAAAAACAAACAGCGGCCGGGGCAGGCUGAUAACGGGAGUACAGUGAGGACCGCGGCGGGGAACGAGUACAGUGGAUGAUCAGGGGGGUUCUCUUUUUUUUUUCUUUUUUUUUUUGCUCCAAAGAGAGGGGACGUGCAACGCCACACAAAGUGCUGACCUGUCUCGCGGAUGCAUGGUAGAAGACAAUCAGAGGAGCUCGGCCAAUGCAAAACGUCCAAUGGAUAUACCUGAAGACGCAGCAGCUUCUCCUGCAUCCUCCCCGACCUGCUCCACUGUUUCCCUGCAGGACACCGCGCUCUGAGACAUGGACCCGCGUUAACACCUCCCACCCAACUCCCCUGCAACACUAUGGUUAAAGUGUAUGCCGAGAUCCAUCUCUGUAACAUUAUCUGCCUCUCCACCCACCGCUCAUCUUCCUCAGGAAGUCAGCCGUCAAAACAAGAAAGCGUCCCUCUCUCGGCUGUCCGGGGACCGUCAAUAUCUGUGAAGAGACACUGAAAAGUUGCCAAUACAGUGUUCUCCUGUCAUUUAGGGAGUGUAUAAGCCUGGAGGCGAGUUGUGUCAAUUUACCCGCACCUCUCCUUUUACAGUACAGCAGCAUGGCGGUAGGAAUCUCCACUAUUUCCUUAUGAUCACCGCUCCAUGCGCGUCACCUCUCCUCUGAGCUCUGUGCCCCCUCACCCCGUGCCGGACCCCGCACCAAACACCCUACCCCUGCCUGCCAUGCUCCUCCAGGCCGUGUUUCUGCUGCUGCUGCACUACUUGGCCUCCACCCUGGGCCAGUACGAACUGUGCAAGUCCCUGGUGAGCACGGAUGAGGGCUCGGUGUGGGAGCAGUACGCGUGCCAGCCGAAAGCCGCGUCCAUGAAAGACUACAUGCGGAUCAAGGUGGAUCCGCCUGGAAUCACUUGUGGAAACCCGCCCGAGAGGUUCUGCACUCUGGAGAACCCGUACCUGUGCAGUGACGAGUGUGACGCCUCUAACCCAGACUUGGCCCACCCUCCUCAGCUGAUGCAGGACAAAGAACGCAAUGGUUUAAUCACGUAUUGGCAGACAGUUACAUGGAGACGCCACCCAGAACCCCUCCUGGCUAACAUCACCAUGUCCUGGAACAAGAGUCUAGAGCUCACAGACGACAUCCAGAUCACCUUUGAGUACGGCCGUCCUACUAUCAUGGUACUGGAUAAGUCCAUGGACCACGGACGCUCCUGGCAGCCCUACCAGUUCUUCGCCGACGACUGCACAGACGCAUUCAACAUGCAACCCAAACGUGUGCGUGACCUCUCGCCUGCAAACAUCACGCGGGUCAUCUGCACCGAGCAGUACUCGCGCUGGGUCGGCUCCAAAAACGAAAAGAAUGUGAAGUUCGAGGUGCGGGCACGAUUUGCUGUGUUUGCGGGAGCGCGGCUACAGAACAUGGACAGCCUGUACACUCGCAUGGAAAGUAUGAAGGGAUUGAGGGACUUCUUCACCUUCACCAACCUUAGGAUGAGGCUUCUCAGGCCCGCCCUCGGAGGCACCUAUGUCCAGAGGGACAACCUGCUCAAGUACUUCUAUGCCAUCUCCAACAUCGAGGUACCUGCCAGGUGUAAGUGUAACCUCCAUGCCUCCCAGUGCCUGCUGCAGGAUGGGAACCUCCAGUGCCAGUGUGAACACAACACUACCGGUCCGGACUGCCAGCGCUGCAGGAAGGGCUUCAAAGCCAAGUCCUGGAAGGCUGGUUCCUACCUGCCAGCACCCAACGGAACCCCAAACACCUGUACAAUUGCUGGUUCCCCCUCCGGUACUAACUGUGAGUGUUACGGUCACUCCAACCGCUGCAGCUACAUCGACUACCUGAACAUCGUCACAUGCGUCAGCUGCAAGCACAACACCAGGGGCCAGAACUGCCAACACUGCAGACUGGGAUACUUCCGCAACGCCUCUGCUGAACUGGAUGAUGAGAGCGUCUGCAUCGAGUGUAACUGCAACCAGAUGGGAUCCGUUCAUGACCGGUGUAACGGUACGGGCUCCUGCCAGUGUAAAGAUGGUGCCACGGGGGCCAAGUGUGACGACUGUCUGCCAGGAUACUACUGGAAACAAGGCUGUUAUCCUAACGUCUGCGAUGAGGAGAUGCUCCUGUGCCAGAACGGAGGAACAUGCUACCAGAGCCAGAAGUGCAUCUGUCCUCCAGAGUUUAAAGGGGUACUGUGCCAACACUCCCGCUGCGAGGCGGGCAAGGACUGCAACGCCGCCUCUUCCCUGCACCUUACCACGGCCACCCUGCUGCUCUGCACUCUGCUAGCCCACCUGCUGGCCACGUUAACUCCCCACUGAGCCACGAAAAAAAAACACCCUCAGACCGAGGAGUGUGUGUAUAUGUGUGUGUACGUGAGGCAAGGGGGUCACCCAGAGUGGGUAGGGGGGCCGCCUCAGUCGUGGACCCGACGGAACACACACACGGCAAGCACUUGCGAAAGCACACACACACACACACUCACACAACACUAACUAGCCCUUUGCAAACACACAUAUACACACACACACACCUCACAGGACUGUUAUGAUUCUGAGUGUGUGCUCAGGUGUGAGAAGGACAAAUGGAGAAAAAGAGAGGAGCGACCUCAGAGAAAAAAGAUGCAGACGAAGGGGGGGGGGGAUCAUACCAACCACUGUUCCCUUUAUUCCUGAGCUGGAGCAAUGUGCAUCAAACCAAAAAGCAUAAAAACACUUAAAUCACCACUGUUUCACUUCAAAGGGAAUGGCUGUUGUACCCACAAGGACCUUUCUUUUUCUUUUCCUUCUUGGUUGAUUUAAAGGAUCUCACCUCCAUUUGACUGACGGCCAACGUGCGUGUGGUCAGACUCGGUGAGAGUACGCGACACGACGGACGAGUCAGGAGGCGAGGUGCGCGUUUGAUCCUGCUGCUGAGGCCUACAUAGUAUAUUAACCAGGUUUCAUUUCUUCUCCAAAAGAUGAGACUUGAUUUUACAUUUAUUCUAUUUCUGCUGCAUUCUUUUUUUUAAAUUAUAUCUUCAGUCAUUGUAUCUAAUGUGCCCACUAACAGUCGCUGAGAUUAUACAUAUUAUAUAAUAUCCAGGGGGUUACAAAUUAUUAAAAAAAUUUAGUCACUAUUAUGGUUGUUAUAGGAAUGAGUGAUUGUUGCCACACUUAGCGAGAUUUAAUCUUCACACAGUAUUCAGGAAGCAGAAUUUAACAGAAUUUAACUUAUCAGAAGUCUAAAAGAGAGAGAAAAGAUAUCGACCACGUAUCAAUAUUAUAUGACAUUAUUUGAAUAUUUUUUGUAGAAAUUAUUUUUGUUUGAAGUUACAAUAAAUUAUAAAAAAUGA
Messenger RNA from Centropristis striata (black sea bass), 3563 nucleotides. RefSeq names its product netrin g2b (gene ntng2b). Lineage: Eukaryota; Metazoa; Chordata; Actinopteri; Perciformes; Serranidae. The record is from RefSeq and is a predicted model, not a curated record.